This is a messenger RNA of Mesorhabditis belari, 1023 nucleotides long. The record is from the annotation of a GenBank genome assembly. Lineage: Eukaryota; Metazoa; Nematoda; Chromadorea; Rhabditida; Rhabditidae.
AUGAGGGUGUUUGAAUCGCUCAACUGCAUUGUCUGCAAGAAACCGUUUGCUCGAGUUGCUAAUCAACGUCGAUCUCCACGUCAUUUGUAUUGUGGAUUGGCCAUGUGCAAUGAAUGUUUCGAGCAAGAGAAGACGUUGGAACAAGAAAAGAGAAAUCAUCAAUGUGGAGAUAGUGACUGUUUCUACAGCGAAAACUUUGCCUACUUUUUGAUUGAUGUUUUGUCCCAAAAAAGCGCUUUGGUGUUUACUCCAAUGGGAUAUUUGCUUGUGAAGCCUUUCAAAAUUCCGGAGUGUCAAAUUUGUCUGGAUGAAUAUUCAAAUCAAAUUGAGGCAAAGAAAUCGUUUGCUCUUGGAUGUGGGCAUAUCAUUUGCACGGAAUGCUAUUUGAAGACACGUCAGAAAUCUUCUGUGGAUUCAAGUCUCUACGAAAUCAAAUGUCCAACUUGUACAGAAACAUAUGAUAUGUACGCUGCUGUCAACAAACAGAAAGAUCGAUUUCAUGACUUUCUAAAUGAGCUGCCCGAAAUGACUCGACAAAUGGAGGCAAUGAUGAAUGCUGCGAGAAAUGUCAAAGAUGAAUGUAGCUGCAACGAAUGCCGCAAAAAGGGUAUUGUCGACGAAAUGUUUUAUUGCGGUGAAUGUGGUUUUGAAAUUUGUGGCGCUUGUGCUUACAAAAAACAUCGUCCACAUGGGGCCAUUCCUUUAUUGGAAAAACAGGCUAACCAAAUGUUGAUGGAACUUCAACAAGAGUCAAGAAAUGUCAUCAAGACGUACAAGGAUUUGGUUCCUGAACUACACAAGGGCCUUCUUGAGGGCAUUGACAUCUUUGAGACGGAAUUGCUUUCGAAAGAAGAAACUCUCAAGGGCGCUCCAAAUUUUGCCGAUUUACAGGAGAAACACAAGUCAUUCACAAAAAUUAAGUCCAAUUUUGAGUUGUCCGCUGAGAAUUACUUGCCUCAUUUGCGCAGAUUCGAUGGUGAAGUCAAGCAAUUGAUUCAAACCCUCAACGAGACCCCUGAUGCC